This is a messenger RNA of Penicillium vulpinum, 1542 nucleotides long. RefSeq names its product allantoate permease family MFS transporter. Bases 1 to 1542 code for a protein of 513 amino acids. NCBI's taxonomy places the organism in Eukaryota, Fungi, Ascomycota, Eurotiomycetes, Eurotiales, Aspergillaceae. The record is from RefSeq and is a predicted model, not a curated record. Gene Ontology annotation, biological process: transmembrane transport. Gene Ontology annotation, molecular function: transmembrane transporter activity. Gene Ontology annotation, cellular component: membrane. The transcript has 9 exons.
AUGGUUGAUUCAAAGGAUACACUGGAGAAGCCCUCCCUACAACAAUUCGAGGAUGCAUCUGUCCAAAAUUCCCCAUAUGGCUCCGAUCUCAAGGAAGAUGGGCUAGUCGCAGAUGCGGAAGCCUCCAGCCUCGGCCUACCGACCUUCGAGGGAGUUGAUGAAAAUGCUGUCCUUCGGAAGAUGGACAUCCGUCUCAUUCCCAUGCUGAGCAUGCUAUAUCUGUUGGCCUUCUUGGACCGCGGGAAUAUUGGCAAUGCAAAGAUAGAGGGACUUGUUGACGAUCUCAAUAUGACAGGACCUCAAUACAACUGGACUUUGACCGUUUUCUUCUUUACCUACUGCGUAUUUGAAUUGCCAAGCAAUCUGCUCCUGAAGAAACUAAGACCCUCAAGAUGGCUUCCCUUGAUCAUGGUCGCUUGGGGAAUUGUUAUGACCUUGAUGGGAGUUGUCAAUAAUUACGGUGGACUACUCGCAACUCGUCUGUGUUUGGGCGUCGCAGAAGCUGGUUUGUAUCCAGGUGUGGCAUACUACAUUACACUCUGGUAUCCACGCCAUCGAGCACAAUUCAGACAAGCUCUCUUUUUCAGCGCCGCCAGUAUUGCAGGUGCAUUCUCUGGGCUUCUUGCCUACGGUAUUGCUAAAAUGGACGGCGUGGGCGGCUAUGCUGGCUGGAGAUGGAUUUUCAUUCUUGAGGGUCUUCUCACGGUUAUUGUGGCACUGAUAGCCCCAUUUGCGAUUCAUGACUCCCCGGAAACUGCCACAUUUUUAACUGAAGAAGAGCGUCGAUUUGUGAUACACAGUUUGCGCAUUCAAAACUCGGUAGACUCGCGUGAAAUUGAUCAAACAAAUGACAAGUUCGAAAUGCGCUAUGUCAUAGAAGCUUUCACUGACUGGCAGAUGUGGUUGGGUCUAUUUAUGUAUUGGGGUAUCACCUGUCCGCUAUACGGCAUUUCUCUUUUCCUUCCCUCGAUCAUCAAAGACCUAGGUUAUACGUCUUCGACCGCUCAGCUCCUUACCGUACCAAUUUAUAUCACUGCAGCAUUUGUGGCUGUUAUUGCAGCGUGGAUAUCAGAUAGACGCAAAGAGCGAUCCCCGUUCAUUCUCUUUUUCAUGGGUAUGAUUGGAAUCGGCUUUAUUAUCUGUCUCGCAUCUACUGGGCGCGGAGUUCCAGGUGUUAUGUACUUUGGUAUUUUCGUAGCGGUCGUUGGAAUCUAUCCAGCAUUCCCCGGAAAUGUCACAUGGCUCAGUGUCAACAUGGCGGGCGACUACAAGCGAGCCGCCGGUAUGGCGAUUUACAUUGGACUAGGAAAUCUGGCAGGAGCUAUGGCCUCAAACUUUUACCGCGCUCAAGAUGCGCCAAAAUACAUCCUUGGCCACUCCCUCGAACUUGGUUUCGUUGUCGGGGGUAUGAUAGCGACUGUCGCUCUGCGUCUGGCGUACCAGCGUAUUAACAAAAAGCGGGAUGCUAUGGAUCCUUCAGAGUAUCCUGAGAAUCCCGACUCGCUGGGUGAUCGCUCUCCGCUAUUCAGGUACAUGCUUUGA